AUGGAGCAGUUCUGGGUCACGGCAGAAACUUUAAGUCUUCGUCAGGAAAGAAAUGUAGCGAAGGACUGGCAGAUGCUGUACAGCCCGGUGAAUACCGCGGCCAAAGGUGGCAAACAAUUGUUACACAGCAAGUCCAGUGAGCCGCUGCAAGACCCUGAUGACUGUCGGAAACGAUGGGUUGUGCACUUCGCAGAGUUUCUCAACAAACCUGAACCUCCGAGUGGAACGAUCAUGGAAGAAGUCAAAAACGUCAAAUACCUCGGCUCUGUACUGGCAAGGGAUGAAAAGUGCAACUUGAAAUUAGCGCUGGAGUCUGUGAGCUUCGGGCGAUUUUCUGACAAGGCCAUCUAUCCGGACUGCAACAAAAUCACCGCCGUCUUCUCAAUCCUGAUGUACAGGCUUUGA
Molecule: messenger RNA, 405 nt
Organism: Soboliphyme baturini
Lineage: Eukaryota; Metazoa; Nematoda; Enoplea; Dioctophymatida; Soboliphymatidae
Source: the annotation of a GenBank genome assembly